UGAAACAGAUUUGCUAGUGAUAACAUGUACAUGGUUAUCUAUGGGAUUGCUGGCUGCUUUCUGUCCAUAGCCUUCUCGUACUCUAACGGAACCCUCACCACUUUGGAAAAGCGUUACAAAAUACCCACAAAGAUCACCGGAGUCAUUUCGGUGGGAAAUGAUAUAAGCACAGUUUUCUCAUCGGCCUUCCUAGCUUACUACGCCGGUCGGGGACAUCGACCGCGAUGGAUAGCCUUUGGUCUUGUUAUUUUGGCGGUAUUCUGCCUGCUCAUGCCUCCCGCA
Messenger RNA from Drosophila subobscura, 282 nucleotides. Its product is annotated as solute carrier organic anion transporter family member 74D-like. Gene Ontology annotation, cellular component: membrane. The annotation marks the transcript as partial. The record is from RefSeq and is a predicted model, not a curated record. The transcript has 2 exons. Gene Ontology annotation, biological process: transmembrane transport; sodium-independent organic anion transport. Lineage: Eukaryota; Metazoa; Arthropoda; Insecta; Diptera; Drosophilidae.